ACAGCAGCUGCUUCUCCACACACACAGAUUUCCCCACUUUUUCUCACAUUCUACUAUCAUAAUACAUAUACCCACUAAUCUAAACACGUAAUUAGCAUUAAUUACAUCGAAUCUUCUCACACUUUACUUAACCCCCCCAUCAUAAUCACCCACUCAAGCAAGGCAUAAUUUCCAACUGAAAAUCCCCCAUCGUCAACUAAUUUCUUCCUAUUCCACUUUCCCCCCCUUUUUCGCAAUGUCGUGUAAUUGCUCAGAGAUGUGGGAGAAUUUACUGGGCUGCUUGUGCGGAGAGAUCAAAGAUUCGCCCAAAAUCGAGCAGCAGCAGCAGCAGAAGAAGAAGAUCAAAGGCAUUGUCGUGUUGAAGAAGAAGAAUGUGAUGGACGUCACCGACGUCGGCGCCUCCUUGCUCGACCGCAUCCACGAGCUCUUCGGCAAAGGCGUUUCUCUGCAGCUCGUCAGCUCUCAUUCCGCUGAGCCAGGAAACUCGAGAAAGGGGAAGGUAGGGAAAGAGGCAUAUUUGGAGGAUUGGUUGCCGAAGCUGACUUCUCUCAAUGCAGAGGAUCACGCCUCUUUUAACGUCACCUUUGAUUGGGAUGUUGAAUCUCUCGGAUUUCCCGGCGCUUUGAUCGUCAAAAACCAACACCAUAGCCAGCUAUACCUCAAGUCCGUCGCCUUGGAAAACGUCUGCGGUUACGGCCGCGUCGAUUUCGUCUGCGACUCGUGGGUUUACCCCGUGCGUCGCUAUAAAUACGACCGCGUCUUUUUCGCGAGCAAGACGUACCUCCCGGGGGAGACGCCGGAGCCCCUGCUCUUUUACAGAGAGCAGGAGCUCCGGAGCCUUCGAGGCGAAGACCGCCUCGAAGGCUCUGGGAUGCUCAAGGAGUGGGAUAGAGUGUAUGAUUAUGCGUACUAUAACGACCUAGGCGCCCCCGAGAAGGGCGAGGAAUAUGCUCGCCCCGUGCUCGGGGGCCCCGACUAUCCGUACCCCCGUCGAGCGAGGACGGGGCGUCCGCCGAAUAAAAAAGAUCCCACCAAUGAGAGCAGGCUGUUUCUGUUGAGCUUGAACACGUACGUGCCGAGUGAUGAGAGGUUCAGUCAGGUGAAAUUCUCGGAUUUCAUAGGUUAUGCUCUGAAGUCUCUGGGGCAGGUGAUCGUGCCGGAGAUCAAGGCGUUGUUCGACAAGACUAUAAACGAGUUCGACACGUUUGAAGACGUUCUCCGCCUCUACGAAGGCGGAGUUAGGGUCCCGGAUGACGGCCACUCCCUGAGUAAACUCAGGAAGUGCGUCCCGUGGGAGUUGAUCAGGGAACUCCUUCGUUCCGAUGGCGAACGCUUUCUUAAGUUCCCCGUGCCCGAUGUUAUUAAAGUGGACAAGACUGCAUGGAGAACAGAUGAAGAAUUUGGAAGGGAAAUGCUAGCAGGAGUCAACCCUGUUGUCAUUCGACGUCUCCAGGAGUUUCCACCGAAAAGCAGACUAGAUCGGCGACAAUACGGCGAUCAAGAUAGCCGCAUCACGCGAGCGCACCUCGAAGAAAACAUGAAUGGACUCACCAUAGAAGAAGCCAUAGAGAGGAACAAGAUGUUCAUACUAGAUCACCACGACGCAUUGAUGCCGUACCUGAGAAGGAUCAACACAACAUCAACAAAGACCUACGCGAGCCGAACGAUCCUCCUCCUUCGAGACGACGGCACUCUGAGGCCACUCGCCAUCGAGCUCAGCUUGCCGCACGAGGACGGGGACGCCCUCGGGGCCACGAGCUGGGUGUUCGCCCCGUGCGAGCACGGGGUGGGGAACGCCAUCUGGCAGCUGGCGAAGGCCUACGUGGCGGUCAACGACUCGGGCUAUCACCAGCUCAUAAGCCACUGGCUCAACACUCACGCGGUGAUGGAGCCGUUCGUGAUCGCGACGAACAGGCAGCUGAGCUCGAUCCACCCCGUGCACGGGCUUCUGAAGCCGCACUUCCGCGACACGAUCCACAUCAAUGCCCUGGCUCGGCAGAUCCUCAUCAACGCCGGCGGGGUGCUCGAGACCACCGUGUUCCCGGCGAGAUACGCCAUGGAAAUGUCCAGCUUCGUUUAUAGAGACUGGAACUUCACUGAGCAAGCACUCCCCGUAGAUCUCAUCAAAAGGGGAGUGGCGGUUGCCGACGAAAGCCAGCAGCCCCACGGCCUCAAACUCCUAAUACCAGACUACCCUUUCGCCGUCGACGGCUUGGAAAUCUGGUCCGCAAUCCAAGCCUGGGUCACCGAAUACUGCUGCAUCUACUACCCCACCGACGACGCCGUUUCCGGCGACGCCGAGCUCCAAUCAUGGUGGAAGGAGCUCCGCGAGGUCGGCCACGGCGACUUAAAGGAGAAGCCGUGGUGGCCGAGAAUGGAGACGCGGCGCGAGCUCAUCGAGUCCUGCACGAUCAUCAUAUGGGUGGCGUCGGCCCUCCACGCCGCCGUCAACUUCGGGCAGUACCCUUACGCCGGGUAUCUCCCGAACCGCCCCACCGUGAGCCGCCGGUUCAUGCCCGAGCCGGGCAGCGCCGAGUUCGCCGAGAUGGAGAGGGAGCCCGAGCUGGCCUACCUGAAGACCAUCACGGCGCAGCUGCAGACGCUGCUCGGGAUCUCUCUGAUCGAGAUACUGUCGAGGCACUCGACGGACGAGGUGUAUCUCGGUCAGAGAGACGGCGGGUGGAGCGGCGAGGAGGCGGCGGCGGCGUUUGAGAGAUUUGGGGCGGCGCUGGUUGAUGUGGAGAGGAGGAUAAGGGAGAGGAAUGGGAACCGGGCGUUGAAGAACCGGCAUGGGCCGGUGGAGGUGCAGUACACCUUGCUGUACCCGAACACCUCUGAUUAUAGUAGAGAGGGAGGCCUUACUGGGAAGGGAAUUCCCAACAGCAUCUCUAUAUGAACUUGAUCAAUUUUUUUUUUUUGGAUUGUGUCACAGCUUUGAUUUCACCACGAGAUAGAAUGAGUAUUCUUUUAUUACAUUAUAGUUGUUAUGGUUUUUGUCAUGCUAGGUAACUGGGGUUGUAAUCGAAUCGAAGUGAAUAUUGUCAUGUUCGAUUUACAUUCGUAAAAAUAUUCUAAUAUUCGAAUCAGUAUUUA
Molecule: messenger RNA, 3093 nt
Organism: Salvia miltiorrhiza (redroot sage)
Lineage: Eukaryota; Viridiplantae; Streptophyta; Magnoliopsida; Lamiales; Lamiaceae
Product: probable linoleate 9S-lipoxygenase 5
Exons: 7
Coding region: 236-2896 (886 amino acids)
Biological process (GO): lipid oxidation
Molecular function (GO): protein binding; metal ion binding; oxidoreductase activity, acting on single donors with incorporation of molecular oxygen, incorporation of two atoms of oxygen
Source: RefSeq, a predicted model, not a curated record